Molecule: messenger RNA, 4581 nt
Organism: Misgurnus anguillicaudatus (oriental weatherfish)
Lineage: Eukaryota; Metazoa; Chordata; Actinopteri; Cypriniformes; Cobitidae
Gene: map3k12
Product: mitogen-activated protein kinase kinase kinase 12
Biological process (GO): JNK cascade; protein autophosphorylation
Cellular component (GO): cytoplasm
Molecular function (GO): MAP kinase kinase kinase activity; ATP binding
Source: RefSeq, a predicted model, not a curated record
AUGCCGCCCUCUGACGUCACUUCAGCACCGUAGAGGAGAAACAGCUCCUUCCGCUGGAGCGAUGGAGCCGAACCUGUGAUCAUCCGAUGGGACUCAAUCGCAAUCAGAUCAAAUCAGACCAACGAAGAGAGAGAGAAAUAGAGGAGAACGCGCGGGGAAUAUUGAGUCUAACGUGAGAGGAGCCGAGAGGAAAACAUCACCGCACAUCCCGCAUCCCGUCACCUGACAACGCGACAACAGCAACGCGCGGAGAUUCGCUGGGUUGAAGUGACUGUUGGGACUCUUCCUAAGUAAAGUAAAUAAGUGGGCCAGCCCACACCUUCUGCAGCCAUGGCUUGCAUCCAUGAGCAACAUGCCCCGUCCCCCUCCCUCUCAGGGUUCAGCACCCCUGUGUCUGAACACCCUUUCUGUCGGCCGGAUUCUGAGGCGCACGGGAGCACUCCGGACACCGAACUCACACCGACCCAGUGCGUUCUGCGUAACGUGCUCUCCAUCGAUCCUGUCGGGGGUGGGAGUGGCACCCACAGCAACAGCCCCACCCUGAGCGAUGAGCCUACCAACUUCUCUAAUAGCGUGCUAAAACUGCAGGAGGGCGGAGCUGAAGGCGGAGCGGUGCGCAACCAGGCAGACAGCUUUCGACUCCAGGCGGGUGGUGGAGGCUUUCUGGAGGGUUUGUUUGGAUGUUUAAAGCCGGUGUGGACAAUGAUUGGGAAAGCCUAUUCUACAGAGCACAAACAGAGCUAUGAAGAAUCGUGGGAGGUGCCGUUUGAGGAGAUCUCUGAGCUGCAGUGGGUGGGCAGUGGGGCACAAGGAGCCGUUUUUCUCGGCAAAUACCACGGCGAGGAGGUGGCUGUGAAAAAAGUAAGAGAUAUCAAAGAGACUGAGAUCAAGCAUCUACGAAAACUCAAGCAUCCCAACAUCAUCACCUUCAAAGGUGUAUGCACACAAGCUCCGUGUUACUGUAUCCUCAUGGAGUAUUGUGCACAGGGACAGCUGUAUGAAGUCCUCAGAGCCGGCAGAAAGAUCACACCAUCAUUGCUGGUGGAUUGGGCAAUGGGCAUAGCUGGAGGAAUGAAUUACCUUCAUCUACACAAGAUCAUCCACAGAGAUCUCAAAUCACCAAACAUGUUGAUCACACAUGAUGACCUGGUGAAGAUCUCAGACUUUGGCACAUCUAAAGAACUCAGAGAUAAGAGCACCAAGAUGUCGUUCGCUGGCACCGUGGCCUGGAUGGCUCCAGAGGUCAUUCGAAAUGAACCUGUGUCUGAGAAAGUGGAUAUUUGGUCAUUUGGUGUUGUGCUAUGGGAGAUGUUGACUGGUGAGAUCCCAUAUAAAGACGUGGACUCCUCUGCCAUUAUAUGGGGCGUUGGAAACAACAGCCUACAGCUUCCUCUUCCUGACAGCUGCCCGGACGGGUUCAAGAUCCUCCUCAGACAGUGCUGGAACUGCAAACCAAGGAACCGGCCAUCAUUCAGACAGAUCCUGUUGCAUUUGGACAUUGCCUCAGCAGAUGUGCUGUCCACACCACAGGAGACAUACUUCAAAUCACAGGCGGAGUGGCGUGAGGAGGUGAAACAGCACUUUGAGAAGAUUAAAUCUGAGGGAACGUGUCUUCACCGUCUGGAUGAAGAGCUGAUCAACCGUCGUCGAGAGGAACUCAGACAUGCACUGGACAUCAGAGAACACUAUGAGAGGAAACUAGAAAGAGCCAAUAACCUUUACAUGGAGCUGAAUGCUGUCAUGCUUCAGCUGGAACUCAAAGAGAAAGAGCUGCUCAGAAGAGAACAGUGUCUGGACAAGAAAUAUCCCAGUAUCUUUAAACAUCCCUCAGCCACAGUGGACAAACUCAUCAAGAAGAGAAACGUUCCUCAAAAACUCUCCACACACGGCAAGAGGCCUGAUCUCCUAAGGUCGGAGAUUAUUCUUCCUAAGAUGGACGCUGGGGUGGUCCAGGUGACCGUCCCGGCUUGCGCGAACCGAGGACCCACCUCACCGAACCGCACUCGUAGGGUCAAAACUCGGCACCGGAGGAGCGGCCGUGGCAGCAGCGGGGAUCUCUCAGGGCCAAAACACCCAUCUGCCCCUCCCAGCCGAGAGAGAGAGCCCACCCAGUCCAACACGACCACAACGGCCCCGCCCGUCACUGAAUCGGUUUCAGGAGCUGCGGUUAGGGAGGGCCAGCAGGAGCCACCUCCGUUAAAGCUUUCCUCCUCCAGCCCGGAUCUGCUGAGCUCCACACGUCGCGCAGAAGACGGGCUGAGUGGUGCCUCCGCCACUAAAACCCUGGGUGGAGAAACGGGUGCCCGGGCUGAAGCCGGGGCAGGGCUAGAUGAAACUCCGCCCAGAAGUGACACAGCGAGCGAGGAUGCGGCUUCGUUGCCUUUUUCCAGCAGUCCUGACUCGCCCUGCUGCGGCAGAAGUGGAGCUGUGGGGCGAGCUCAUGGCGAGGAGAGAGAGGAGGGCACUGGAGCCAUCCGAUUACCCAGAGGAUCCAGCGGGAGUCACCUGACUCCAUCCGCCAUCUUGUAUCGAGCCGCCAUCACACGCAAGCAGCGGCGUGGUGUCUCUUCUGAAGAAGAGGAGGGUGAGGUGGACAGUGAGGUCGAGUUACCAAGAAGACGGCGGCCAGCCAGUAUAACCAAAUGCCAGUCAGUGUCUACCUUCAGCUCCGAGAACCUGUCAGUGUCAGAGGGAGAGGAGGGUCACACCACUGACCACUCCCACAGCGGCACACCCGACGUGGUCAGCACUAAUACGGACGAGCGUCUGGACGAUCGCAGCGAUGAUCUGAUCUCUCAGGGCUCGGAGAUUCCCGCCGACGUCACCGAACCGACGCUGUCUGAAAGAGAGGCUGCUGCCCUCGAACUGGAAAGAGCAAAUUUUGACCUGGAGCAAAAUAUCCUGGAGACUCGUGCGUUGUGUGAGGAUUCAGAUUGUGACAGUGCCGAACUCGACCAAUCGGGGAGCGGGGAGCCAAGUCGUCCCCCGAGCGCAGGAGGCUGGGGCCAGGGUCCUCAAAACUGAAACUCAUACACAUGCAACACAUUCAUGGAAACAUUACACCAGCACACACGCUGAUCUUCACUGACAGAAAACACAACCAUUCAUCACUUUAAGACACCGGUCAAAACAAAGUCGUGAUUGUAAACGGCCUCGUGAUCAUCGGGGCAUCGCCACGGAAAAUAACUCUUGCUAAAUACAUCAGGAACCACAUCAAACCACCGAUCCAGUGACUGAAGAACACUAUAGCUGUGUUUGUCUUAUUAGGGUUUUGUUUUUAGUGCAUAUAAGACCCAAAUGACAUCCGUUAAUGUGUAGAAAGUUCAAGAUUGAGUAUCGAGAAUAAAGAAAUGGGUUGCAUUUUCAUUGGGACUGACUACUACACUACACUAUGUACAGACACUUUCUUUCCAAAGCAAGGAAAUGUACAAGGUGCACGUAAAUAUGUGAUUCUAUUAGGACCAUAAUGCCCUGAUUAUAAUGUAAAUAUAUAUUUAGUAAGCUAAAUCUAUGACGUAAUAUUUGUUAAGAUAAUUCAACGAAAACACAACAGAUUGACAGAUACAGUUCUCUUCCUGAGCCUCCUAAAUGUUCAGUUCUCAUAGACUCACUGCCUUUCCUCAUGCAAGUACAGUAUACACAAUACUACGCAAACUGAACAAUAGCCCACUAUUAAAUGUACAUUAUAGUCAUUUCAACUGUCCGCUCUCCUCUUACCUCUCGGAUUAUCUUUAAUAACGUUUCUUUCGUAUAGGGACAUGCAAUAUGUAAAUGACUUACUACUUUUAAAGAAGCACUUUUAUUUUCUGUACAAACAAACGAAAAACACAAACAACAGUAAAAACAAAACGAAAACAAAAUGUAUAUGAAUUUUAGCUUGCAAGAUGUAGGUAUGAGAAGUGUAAAGCUCUGAAGAACAAAAUGCAUGAUAAACAUUUUUAUGUAUUUUAAUUUUUGAAUCGAUUGUUUUUAUACAUCUAAAGAAAUGUUUGCACUUUUUUUACCUUGAAUGUGUAAUAACAUUGUGUUGCUUGUAGGCACUUUACAGUACAUUAGGAUGUUUAUAUACACAGACAUGAUCAUGUAAUUCAAUAUUGUAUUUAUGAUACGAUAAUCGUGAUGUAAUGAGAGAUGCAAAUCUCCACUGAACAAAUCCUUUGAACCGCAUCACUUUUUUCUUUUAAAACCAUGAUUUUAACUGUAAAUUGAGGUUUAUAUCCAGGGAAGUCUAAGCAGGUUGUAAAAAUGUAAAAAGAAAAGAAAAGGCAAAUUGUUAAAAUUUAGGAAUAUUGGAAGCCCUUUUCUGACUGAAACAGAACUUCUGCGAUUGGUUUACAUUUACGUAGACAGCAAUAAUCAGACUAUGAUGGUAAUCUGAAUAAGAAAUGGUCAUGUGAUACGUUUCUGAUUAUUGUAAUAGAGACACAUUUGGAAUAAGCAUGACUGAAUAGAAAUGUGGACUAUUGUAAUCGCAUUACUGAAGAAAUGUAAACAAUGUUUAUUGUACAGCAAUCGGACCGCUUGACAACAGGUUUUACCUUCCAAUGUUUGUGAAAAUAAAAUAUAUCAGUAUAAAAUCUC